Messenger RNA from Pocillopora damicornis (cauliflower coral), 2245 nucleotides. RefSeq lists its product as uncharacterized. Lineage: Eukaryota; Metazoa; Cnidaria; Anthozoa; Scleractinia; Pocilloporidae. The record is from RefSeq and is a predicted model, not a curated record.
GACACUCUUAGCUGGGGAUUGAAAGCCACAGUCUCCUUCAAAGUUCAGUUUGACCCAGAGAUGAUCCUAAAGCCGAAAUAUUAUGACAUUGUGACGCCAGUUCAACUUCUCUACUACGAUGACUAUCAAGAGAAUAACGGUGUAGUUACCAAGAAGAACGUGCACAACCACCCUCUCGGUAAAGUUACCUUUGGCGUCGAACUGUCAGGCUGUUCACAGCCAUUGGGAAUGAAAAGUGGAAGAAUCAAUGACUAUCAGAUUACAGCUUCCUCAAGUUAUGAUGAAUCUCAACCAUCGCGAGCGCGAGAGACCAAAGACGCUUGGUGCACUGACAAGGAGGAUAAAGAUCAGUUUAUUCAAGUGGACUUCCUACUCAAGACACGAGUGACACGCGUGGGAACCAUGCGGCGGAUUACCAAAGAUCACUGGGUGUCUGAAUACUUCCUGCAGUUCAGUGAUGAUGACAACACGUGGAAUGAUUACCUUGAAAACGGUCAAGUUAAGAUCUUCAAAGGCCCUCAAAGAGCGGAAGACCGAGAAAUGAUCGUCCAUAAACUCCGCCACCCAAUCGAGGCUAAUAGUAUUCGAAUUCGCCCGUGGGCUUUUCAGGAGCUGAUCUGCAUCAGGUUCGAGUUUUAUGGCUGUGACAUUCCAGGUUCUCCAGCAAGCUGCAUCUCUCCGCUGGGUCUUGAAUCUGGUGAAAUUACAGACGCAGCCCUGACUCACAGCCUUCCUUCCAGUAAUCCUUCUAAGCCAGAGUUCAUCCGUCUUCACAAGGACGUGGGUAACUUCCCGUAUGGGUGGUCUGCACGAGCCGCUCAAGUGCCUCCUGACUACUUGCAGAUAGACUUCGGCUCGCUGCGCAGAGUGACGAGAAUGUCUACAAUGGGAGGAACUCUCUCAUUCUUUUAUGUUUCGUCGUACCAACUUCAAUACAGUUUGGAUGGUAUAACGUGGAUGGAUUAUCAUGAGAAAGGGAAGAUUAAAGCUUUAAAUGGACCAAAAAGCAGUAAAGAGGCCGUUUACGCAGUCCUUGCCAAGCUCGCCGAACCGUUCGUGGCCCGUUACCUACGAAUCAUCCCUGGCACUAAGAAUAUGGCUAUGAGAGCAGAAGUUUACGGAUGUUUCGCUGAAGAACUUCCACCUUACGCUGGCGUCUCUUUGUACGCUCGACGGUCCUUCCUGUUGGAUCCCGACACUGACAGGUUUUAUGCCUGCAUGUACACAAGUGAAUCAGCUGAAAGCAGCUGCUUUUCAACCACAGAUGGUGUGGAAUGGAUUGCUGUUCAGCCUUUCAUUAUCAGUGUAGCUGCUUCAAAUCCCUCCUUGAAGGAAAUAUAUGGUUUGGACCGAAGAAUGAACUUCCAUCGCAGUUGUGACUCGGGUGAAUCCUGGCGACAGAUCACGGACGGUUACUUUAACAAGACACUGACAGAAUCCCAGCUGAUUAAAGCGAAAGCUCUUCCAGAAAAUCUUGUGUCUGAGAUGCCCACGAGUGACCUGACAGCGCUCGCUGACUCUACUGGGACUACCUGGGGAGUAUCCGGGCGUGGAAUUCAUGCGAUGACUGCUGGAAGUGACGCGUGGAGCCUGGUGGGCACAUGGAAAUGUUGCGGCCAGUAAUGAGAUGGAUGGGUGUUGACAGCUAUGAAGCUUGUAAAUAGUGCACCUUCAUCACAUAUAGAACUCAUGUAUAAGUUUGCAUAUAACUCAUAAAGUUAGAAAAUGGGACUCUUAUGGGGAAAAUAUCAAAUAAACAUUUUCGCGGUAGAUUACAGUUUUGUUGGGACAUGUUACAACUAAGAAUUCAAUAUAUUUGGUAAACAAUACUAGGAAAAGGGCUAAGGGAUAUCGAACUGUAACAAACAUAGAAGACGCGUCUUUCUUUUCAAUAUUUCUUGUGGUCUCACACUAGCCUUAUGGUUUAUAAACUCUUAGUAGUUUCGAGAGAUCAUUUCUGGGUUGUUAACAACACAGUUAACUAAACCCAGAUUUGCUGUAAAUUUUUACUUCAAUUUUGAAACUUCCAAGACAGUUUUGUUGAUAAAACUUAGUAUCCCCUAGUUUGCUCCUCGGGAAGAUGAAGGACCUGACAUACAGGUGGGAGCAAACUGCAGGUAAAUUUCUUGAAUUUUGGUGAGAAAACCUCUGCUUAGUUUGAAAUUAAUAAGGAGUUUUGUAUUUAAGUACGACUUGCGGUAAUGAUCAGAUGACUGCUAAGAUCAGAAAUAAAAUUGUUGCAUAU